CAGGCAGUCAAAAUCAUUGCUUCAUCGAACUUCCUGAACGAUUAUGACGAGUUGAAAGUGCUCGAUACGAAGCAUUUGAAAGCCGACGCUGUGGUACGGAAUAAGGAAGAUCGUAAACUACUGCAUGGUUACGACUGCAAAUGCUGUGCGUCACACUACAACGGUCCUGGACUGAACACUCAGCAACGAAUGGACCAGCGAGCACUUGAAACACAGCCGCCAACUCCGGAACACUACUGGGAGGUUGGCAUGCCCGAUCGAACGGAACAACAACAUCUUGGACAAAUUCCGGAGAGUGAUUCACCGUUCACGUCGAACACACGCCACCCGCAUUAUAAACAUGUUGUGAACACUAGUUUUCAGCAGAUUCUCUUUCCUAACUUCUCAUCUUAUUCUCAUUUUCGCUUUUUGUCCAGCAAUCCGACUCUACUUUUUGGGAACUUUUUUCCUUGA
Messenger RNA from Anisakis simplex (herring worm), 453 nucleotides. NCBI's taxonomy places the organism in Eukaryota, Metazoa, Nematoda, Chromadorea, Rhabditida, Anisakidae. The record is from the annotation of a GenBank genome assembly.